GCGCCGGCGCUAAAUGUCAUCUACCCUCGACCCCAGCGGUCCUGCGUCGCUCAUUGAACUUGAUCCUUGCUGCCUGUCGUGCGUGCGUCUCUCUUGGCGAUCUGUGGGAACCCGUCGACUCGUUUCCGCUAGCCGCUGGUCGCAGUGGGGAGAAAAGAAGAGCCGCCUGAUCGUGUGGGCCGCUCUUCCGACCGAUCCGUUUCGUCCGGCUCGCGUACCACUCCACGGAAGGCGUCGGAUAGGCGAGACGCCGGCAAGCCUCCCGCAGCGAAGCGACCACCGCCGGUGACGGUGGGUGUAGUCUCUCACCGCGGCGGAGCAUUGGUUCUCUCUCGCCACAUGAGGAGCCGACUAGCCGCCGCCAAGAUGGCCGCUGACCGGCGACAGUCACCGCGUCGCUCCGUACCGUAGUGUGCUGUAGCCGCCUGUGCGCGUGUGUUUCCGUGCUGAUCGGCGCCCGAAAGGGAGAUAGAGCCAUGGGUAUUCAAGCCCUUCAGAAGUUCAUUGAGGCCAACUGCCCGGGCGCCUGCGUUCCCGUGGAUCUGCUAAAAAUCGCGCGCAACGCCGCUGUCCGCCGCCCCGGGGGGCGCGGAAACCCGCGACUGCCAGCCGCCGGCAACCGCCUGUGCCUAGUCGUCGACGGCGAGUGCUGCCUAGACCGGCUCUACGGAGGCUACUUCUCGGACUGGGUAUGUGGCGGCCAGUGGAACCGCAUGGUCCAGUUCCUGUCCGUGCUCAUCCAGACGAUCCAGAACAACAACAUCGAGCUGGCCGUGUUCUUCAAUGGCAGCCUCGAGCCGCAGCGGCUCGAAGAGUGGCACCGGCAGCAGCAGGCCGAGCGACGCAAGGUGGGCCAGGUGCUCAAGCAUGUGGCGACCAAGGCCACGCCGCCGCCCAAGGUGUGGUGGAUAGCUCCCGUCUGCCUGAGGACCUGCCUGCGAAUGGCGCUGCGGCAUCUGAACGUCACCGUGCUCUGCAGCAUGGACGACCACCGGCAGGAGGUGAUCGCCUUCUGCCGCGAGAACGGCUUCCACGGACUCAUGGCCGAGGAUGCCGAGUACGCCAUCUUCGACCCGCCGCGAUACUUCUCGUCGGCACAGCUCAAGCUCACAUACAAGGGUUCCUUGGAAACACGGGAGUUCAUCCUGGAUGAAGUGGCUCGCAGCCUGAACCUGCACCCGAACCGUUUCUGCGUGCUUGCAGCACUGCUUGGAAACUACCUGCUCUCAGAGGAGGACCUUACACCCUUCCAUCGCUCCCUCUGUCCCGAUGCCAAGGGCAAGGCGAUUCCCCCCGAGACCCUGAUCCCCGCAGUGGUGGAGUUUGUGCGAGGCCUGCCUUCCACGGAAGACCUGGACGCCCUGGGAGCUCGUGUCUUCCCCGGCGCUCCCCGUGACAAAGUGCAGCGGCUGAAGAACUGCGUGCACUACUACCUGAACGGCACCCGAGACGGGUUCCUGCGCUACCGACCCUCGAGCCAGGGCCGCCGGCACGAGUCUGGCUGCUACCCAUCCACAUCUGGCUCUGCUUCGGGGUUGCCACCGAUCUCCGAGCAGCCCGCGGUCAAUGGCAAAGCUGACGUUUUGUCACCAAGCCUCGAUUUGUCAUCACCCGGAGAAGAUGGCCUACAGCGGUCAGAUCCUGCGAAAUUUGCAUCCGAGACUGCCGAAAGAGAGUUGUCAAGUCUGACGGCAUACCGCCAGGCAACGGGCGGCGGCUACCCUACAGCUGGUGUCAACGGAAGCGUUGUGAACGGUGCCUACAAGCCAGGCGAACCUCUAGACUUAAGUCGGAAGAGCACCGAGGAUGACAGCGCCGCGGCAGAUGCCAAUGGCAUCGCACAGCAGAACGGCCCUGCACACGUGAAUGGUGGCCCCCUGGGCCCAAGCUCAUCGAGCAGCAACAGCUCCAGCCCUGGCCGCCAGAGCCCUAAAUCUUGGCAAGGACGUAAGGGCCAGAAGGGCAGUGCCGGGGCCGGCAGCACCGGCAGCGAGCAAGCAAGCACCAGCGGCAGCAGUGCGGCUGCCGAGGGCCGUGUUGGCGGCACGUUCGUUAUGCCCGAGGCACCCAAGCUGCCCAAGGUACCUCCAGAGGUGAUGCGGACAGCAAGCGAGCGGCACCAAAAAGGCCUCAUGUCUCCCUGGAUUUACCAGCUGCUGUCACAGGGCGCCAUCAAGAUUCCCGUGGCCAUUGAAGACGAGGCUCCACGUGACAUUCCUUGGGGAGUGACUCUGUUCCGACCCAUCCGGCAGAUGGUUUACGCCGUGCUGUUCAACAUGCACCACCAUGCGUUUGUUGCCAGGCAAAAGAGGGAGGCGGCUGCUGCAUCUGCAGGCGGUGAGGCCUCCAAGACAAACAAGGAGAACGCCUUCUCUGAAGAGUCCAAAGGCCCAGCCCCCGUGGUGGUCGUGGAGUGGCUGGGCCGCUCGGGCGGUGGCAAAGGUGCCAGCCGGCGCCCUUACGAGCUGGUGGAAGGGGUGCAGCUGGGCUGGCCCGUGCCCACCGUGCAACGCCUCUGGCUGGGCCCGUCGCUGGACGACAAGAAGUGCCGGCUGCGCGCUUUCCUCAGCUGCCUGCGCAGCGACGUGCCCCUCAUGCUGAACACGGCCUACGUGCCCCAGCACCUGCUCAUCCCCUGUGCCGUGCUCCGUUUCCUCAUGUCCCAGGGUGGACCCGGUGGUGCACCCGUGCUGCGGCGCCAGGAGCUGGAUGCGUUCCUGGCGCAGGCAGUCUCUCCACAGCUGAUGGAUGCCCAGAGCACCCAGGGCAUGCAGCUACCCCUGGUGGCCGUGCGGGGUACACAGCUCGCCUCUCUCUUCCUGCAGGGUGUGGAGCAUGCACUGUUUGCCAACGAUGCGUGCGGUGCACCGGUUCCCUGGCUGAUGUGCUGCCCAUGGCUGUACUUUGACGGCAAGCUGUUCCACCAGAAGCUGCUGAGGGCCGCCCAGGCCAAGAGUCUCGUCGAGGUUUGCGGCGGACAGAUCGACCAAGUAGCCAAGGUGGAGCGCAUGCGUGCCGCCAUCCUCGAGGGACUCCAGGUGGAGUUCGCGCGUGCGCCCUUGCCCACGAUGGGGGGCAUGCCGCGCUUCAUGCCGGGCUACCCGCCACAUGGGGGCCCGCGGGUGGGCGGACCUAUGGGCAUGGGCCCACCCCCUAGGGGGCCGGCAGCUGGCCGAGGGAUGCCUCCUCCGGGCCCACCUCGCCGUGGGGCCCUUCUCGCCCGCGGGGGCCAGUUGGAGAUAGCCGGCGUGGUGGUUGGCUCGUGGGGGGCCAACUACGGACAGGGGCCAAGGGGUGCCUCUGCCGGACCUCACCGGGGUGGGGCCCGGGGCCCACCCCUACCGCCACAGGUCACAUCAGUUGGAGGACGGUACGGAAUGGGCCGUGGCAUGAUGCCUCGACGUCCCAUGGGACUCAACCGACGGCCAGGAGCACCUUUCAACCAGCUAAACAGACGUACAAGCAAAAAGAAGGCGUCCAAGACUGUGACCAAGGAGGAGCCCACGCCAAAACUGGUCGGCAAAGGCCGUGGAUGCACCAUCGAGACUGGGGAGAAUUGCACCAUUGAGGUGAGUGAGCUGGCGGCCAAGGACCUGGAAGCCAGCGUUGCUGGCUCGGACGAAAACGACUGCCCUACAGCCACCACCAUCGCACCCACCCUGCUCAUUGCGGGCGCCACCGUCACCGAGACCGACACCGACGGCCCACUUAGCACCAACGGAGCUGCCGCGGCUUCGGAACAGUUUGCCUCUGUCUAGCCUGCCAGCAAGAGUCUAGCAGCUGCCGCGUGCGCUCUAGGGGUCACUAGUGCGCUGACCGGCCUGCCUUGAUGCCCAUUGCUGACAGUUUUCUGUUGCUUCUUUAAAUUCCGCUGUUCUGGUUCGACCAUUGUCUCUAGUGCUCGGUUUACGCGACUACAUUCUGCCCCAUUUGGUGCCUUCGUUUUUAUUUUGUUAGUAGGUCUAGAUAUGGGGUGUUUGUCAAUAGGUACGGUUCAGUAUGUAGUGAGUGCUACUUGUAGUACCGUCUUGUUAUAACCACCUGCGAUAUCAGCAAGACUGGCAGUGGGAGCCUUUGCGCCACUUGAUACAAGCUAUGUGACCAGCGUUCAUUGGUUUCAUUGCAUUAGCCGCUGACACCAUGGUGGAGGUGAAAGAAGGUGUUGCCGCUGAUAAAGCAGAGUCUAUUGUUAUGCCUUCAACGUAUUCAAAGUAGACCAGCCAGCAAAAAUGCUGCGUCCUGCAAGUUCUUGUCUUGAUAAGCAUGUUAACAUGUGACUGUGAAUAUUUGCCAGCGUGCAGCCUCGCUGAUGUUGCGGAUGGUUUUCACCAAGUGAUAGUGCAGGUAUCGAUACUAGCGAGUGUUAGCUUGUCCAGCAUUCGGGUGAAUGCAGGCGAAGUGGGCGUUCAGGUGGAGGGGUGGAGGCGUAACCACGAGUGGCCUACAUGGUCCGUGAUGCAGAACUCAAGCUUAGCUAAUCUUCCAGUAACCAAGUGUAUUUUGCUUUGCUGCUGGUCUUUGCUGCCGGUGUAAACCUUCGGCAGCAACACGAUUACCCAACUGCAGAAAAUUUACAUGAGCACCGAAGGAGAUUGUACGCUUGGUCACUGCAAUAUUGGCGGGUUUUGUCUGUUUGAGCUCUACGCCACCAGGUGGCAGCACGGCACAGACCGCUCUUGUUUACGUCUGUGUUUACCCGAAUAACGGACAAGCUAAAACUGUCCACUGGCUGUGUUUUCGUCUGUUCCUCUCAACAUCAAUCUGGCGCCUGCGGAAUGGACCUUCAAACUUCAUUAUCAGAUUCUCUGGCUCCUUCACUUAGUAUUUGUUGUCACCAGGUAAUCACCGAAUUGCACUCUGUUUAUGGCUCAUGGGUAUGCUUGGUUUAAUAAUGUGAAAGAAAUUUUGUUCCUCCCUUCUUGUGGUGUCUUAGUGCCACCCACAGCUGUGAGCUAUUUAAAUCUGUGCUAUAGCAAGUCUUUUGCAUAGUCAACUGUCGGCACAGGAGGUCGGUCAGGCAUAGAGACCCACGGAGCGAUGUGGCAUCAACUUCCCUUCCACUUUGUCAUCCUCAUCCCUGUUUUCUUGCGGAACAGUCUCCCCAACGUUGUUACAGCACGUGUGUACUGGACACGACUCGGCUGCGCCGACCAGUGGUGUGGACCACACCGUACCUGAGCACACGGCAUCACCGCGGACUUGUUGGGGAUGAACUGUGUGUGUGUGUGUCUGUGAACAAGUGAGACAGUUUUUAUCUACAACUACUCGACCAUUAUUUUUUUUAUGAACUCAUCGUGGACUUGGAAGAUCGAGUGAUGACUCAUUAGUAUCAAAGGACUUCUGGUGAAGACAAGGACUCGCAUCAGCGCUGCGCUGCAUAAGCCGCGUCGUCUGCUCUGGUUGCUGUGUACCGACUGCGUCGAGCCUGUGCUGCAUUGGGCUGUGCCCCUAAUGGAAUUGGAUUGCGGGCAGGCCACAUUUCGUACUCGCUGCCCUCGUGAGCUGCGGUCUCCCAUCGAGCUAAUAAUGUUGGUCGUGUUGAUUGAGUGGUUGGUCUCACGACAAAGUCUGCGUCGGGAGAGCCCGCGCUUAGUACUGCUCGUCUCUCGAUUGUUAAUGUUGGCACCAGACCUUUUUCUUUCUUUUUUUGCAUGUAGGUGCAGAAAGUAUCUCGUAAACUGAAAAUGUUUUGGUAAAUAGAGGAUUGCAAUGAUCCAGGGAAAAUGUUUAGAAAAAGAAAACAGUAAGUGCUGAAGUGGCUGGGCGUAAUGAACACUGUGUAAAGAAAAUUGCAGCUUUGAUGGCGACUGCAGCACAGGAGACACGGUUCCAGAGACCAGAGGCAGGCUGGUGUUGGCGUACAGCGUGCUGUGUACAGUGUUUAGACUUCUUUUUUUCUUUGUUAGGUUUUGCAAGGUGUAUAUUUAUCGGAGCAAUGUUGGUGAGAACUGGGAACAAGAUGGCCGCCGACUGGCUGCAGAUUGUGCAUUGUUAGAUGAGGAGGAAAGAGGGAUUGCAAUGGUUAUGUGCAGGCUGGUAUUUAUGGCCACCAGAGUUUUGCAAAUGACGGAAGCGGCGCAUGUCUUGUAUUUAUUCUUUUUUUCCUUUGAACAGUAGGUAAUUGUUUGUCUUGCGCCACCUUAGUAUUAAAGUGGCUUGGGACAGUGGUUACUUCUGCUGCUGUUCCCUGCCGUUUGGUUUCACAGCAAACCAGCGAAACCUUAGGAACAGGGGAUAAAGGGAAAUGCUUUUUUUAAAGAAAAAGCAACAGUGUAAAAAAAAAACAGGCAUGAUCGCGCAAUCAGUGCCCUGCUACCAUUCCCACAACACCCACCCGAUUUGGGGGGAUCCCCCGUUGUGGGUUACGUGAAACAACCAUAGCAAAAUGAGAAACGGAAGAAAAAGGAAGACUUUCUCCGGGAAUCUUUUCGGGAGGUUUUGGUUGCAGCAGUUUUGCGAGGCGCACUCGCAAAGGCGACGACUCUAGAUUACUUUCCUUUGGGCUGCGAUGACGAAGAAGCCGGUGGGGCCUCUUUCUCCAUCGGACAAAAAAAGGACAGGCAGCCCCAGUGUUCAUUCAAUGUCACUCCUCUUGACUCUCUGUUAAACGCUAGCCUCCCACCCACAAAAGGCAGCUGAAGCACCGCCACUUGUUUCCAAGUUGACAGGGAGUUAUGUGACGUGCCAUAAGCUAUGGCCUUCUUCCAACAGUAACUGCAUUGGCUUUCUGUUGCACGCAGCGGAGCCAUUGCACAAUGAUGAUCAAAGACACAAAUGCUUACUCAGUUUUAGAAAGCGAAAUAAAAACAAACUGAAGCAAGGAAAAGAAGUUGCGCCAUAAAAAGCGCCAACAUGGCACUAAACUUGCUGCUUGAGACACCAUGCUUGCAGAACUUUGAUGGGAACAGUCUUUUUUUAAUUUUUUGUUGUUUUUUUUUUUCUUCCUUAGACCUGUUGAGAGGCGAAGGGCGCUUGUUCGUCCUCACCCCCUCCCCCCACUCCCGAUUUUUAUAUUCAAUGUUCUUAAGGCAAGGCGAAAGUGUCGCAACCUUUCAAACUAAGCAUCCUGCUUCUACUACUAAAUGACGUAGACAAGGUACUCCGCGCAUAACUGACUUCAAGAACAGGGGAACUCAACGCAGAGUUCCGUGCCGCAAAAUAAACGGAGUUGAAUGUGUCUUGCAACCUUCAAGACUUUUCUGUUGCGCGCGUGCAACUUUUAAGAGACAGCCCACAGCCCAGCGCUUUUGAGCGACCCUGGGCACCCGAAAGCUGAGGGUAGACGACGUAAUGAGAGACGUAAUGUUAACGUGACAAAAUAUGGCAUCCUGAGCAGGCUUGUUUCCUGCACAUAGCGAUGACCAGACUUCAUGCUUAAUGCGGGUAGGUAUUGGGGCCUCCGGGUGCUUGCCUCUUCUUCAAAAUGCUCGAUGAGCUCUCUUUCUUGGCACCAAGCAGCGAAGUGAAGACCGAGCCGGCGCAACUGCAAACCGCAGCAAUGGUUCUCUCUCCCGACUGCACGCACCCGCCCCCUUUCACCGUGCCCCGCAGCAGAAAUUGCAUGAGCGAUAUAAAGUAUCGAUUUUCUUUUUUUUCUUUUGUAAGCCCGUCUGGUUGCACUGGACAGGGGCAAUGUGCUUGUUGCAUCCUGCAUUUUUUGUUUUCUCUAAACUCCCCCUUCCUGCAAUAAGUGCAGCUUUUCACUUCUUGAAAAGUUUGGGUGCAGACGACGCUUUAGCAGCGUCUGCCAGUUGUACCAGCUAUACUUUAACGCUAGAUCGAGUGUAGGUGGGGAGCCAGGUAGCCUCAGUGCUUUUGUGUAAAUGUGUCAAGCAGUUGUUCACUGCUUUGCUAUAGGACCAGCUCCUAUUUUUUUAUUCCUUUAGUUUCUGCUUUUGGCGCUCUUGUGUUUUAAUGGGUAGCGGCUGCCCCUUCCCAUAUAGCGCCCCUCAAGUUUUUCUGAAGCCGUGUUCAUUUUGUAGUGGCGACUGUUUCUUGGUCCUCGUAGUGAAGGCUUCAGUGACGUGUCGAGCAGCGUUCGCAUCUGAUUUUUUUUUUCAUUUGCUGAAACUGCUUCGAUGCCCAUAAAUGUACCACUAUAUUGAGAUGAGUUAUGGUGUUUGUCUGCGUAACGCCGGGCCUAGCGCCUUUGAUAUGCAUGCCAGGACAUGGCACCAUUAGGCGGUCGCAUGUUUGAAAUGUGUAUUAUUAUCAUGGUUAUCAUUACUAUUAUCUGUGCUAGGAAACUGCUGCAGUGAACAAACACGGGAGAGAGCAAGAAAAAAAAUUCAUGUCGUAGCAUUAACACCAAGCACCAUCGUUUGCCACUGUGUGCUGUGGAAAAAAAAAACUUAUUACAAGUGGGUGCACUAUAUCGGUUUGUUAGACAAAUGUACUUCUGCAGUAUUGCAUUCUUGAUUGUUUAAACUGCUUGCUGACUUUUGCCUUUUGUAGGCUAUCAUGACCCUAGCACUAAGUGAGUGCUGUGCUUUUUUUUUUGUCUCGAUUCUUUGAGAAAACAGUGUAAACCUUUGUGCUUUGUGAAGCUUGUCAACGUGAAAAGAAGGGAAAGCUUGCUUUGUGGCCAAAACGUGGCCCAGUGGGUUUGUCAGGAUGUGGCCGCACACAAGAUGGAGGAAACUAUGGGCAUUCUUGAAAGAAAAUAUUUGCUGUUGCAAGCAUUUAUGCGAGCCCGAAGCGGGAACACCCUUAGACCUACUGUUUCCGCUCGAAGGAGGCUCGUAACCCCGGCAGUCACCUUUGAAGUUGCAUUCCCUUCUCCCGUUUUCGAAGCAGCUCGUGAAGCAUGUUUUCGGAACUCGUAAUGAGUUUCCAAGUGGUUGGGUGCAUAUAUUGCAUGUUUCAGCAGGCCAUUGUGAAAUUGUUAUUUUCUGUCCGGCUUAAACGGGCUGUAGUUGCGCUCUGCAGCAGCUGCCAUAGCUAUCUCAGCUUUGAAACCCAUUGCAGGGCCAUUGCCUAGUGGUUAUCGUUUAGGCAUGUUGUCGAACUGAACCAAGCUUCUGAUUUUAAAUGUGGAGAGGAUCGACCCUCACGCAAAAACGGGUUCAGCUCAGUUUGUUGCAGAUGUGUUGCGCUCCCGAUUCACAUUGUUUCUUCCAUCUUGUGUGCUUGCUUUGUCGUGAUAAAACUGUCGGCAAGCCUCGUAAAUGACACUAUAGGCACCGGACGUGCAGGCUGUUGCGUCUUACGAGGGCGGGAUACAGGCUCAAUGCAUGCGGCACGACUGUCGGUCCGAAUUCCGUUUUACAGCAUCUGCUUAUAAUUGCGUUUUUCUCGCCUACCAGCAGGCGGCAGUUCCUCGUCGUCAACAGCUCCUAGUUGCUUUCAGGUUCUUAACCCGACUCGGCCUGUCUCCUUGUUGGUUGCUGUUGAAACAGGAGCCGUUACGCUCUCGGCAACAAGGCCAGCAGGAUGUGCCUAUAUGGCCCAGCAGACUCGCAGGCUGGUUGCUGUCAUGUUCCAAGUACAAUUAGAGAACAAGUAGCCUGCAAUUUUUUUGGCCUGUAGUAUUGAUGUGCAAGUAUCAACAGGGAGGAAAGCUUAGGUCCCUGGCAACGCUCAUGGGUUGAGUGUUGCUCUUGGGCCUUAUACCCCAAUCGCACAGGGGACUUUCAUUUGAAGUCAAACCCAAACGGGAUCAAAUUUAUCGAUGACGAUUGGCUCCCUUGCGCAGCUUGCAUAAAGAAGCCAAUUGAGGAGAUUGAUCCUUGUUGAGCUCGAUUGCGAUUGAAAGUGCCUCGCGUGACUGGCGUGUUACUCAUCUCACUUUUGCACCUGAACUGCAGUUGUAGCGAAGUUCUAGGCGCUGUGCAGGCUUCCUGAAAUAUUCAUCAAAAUUUUCAGGCUGUAAUGUGGUUACCCCGUAAAUUGAUUGGGCCUGUACACUAGCUCUUCGCAGUGCAUCAGCCAAUGUGCCAUGGAGUGCCAGGUUGGAGCAAGGCUUCGUUGAAUUUUCUGCAUAUAUAGCAUGUCUCUUUGGUUAUUGUUCACUCGGAGUGCACCUUACUAACCUGUCUGCCCCCUUUUUUCUUCUUUAGGCCAACGUGUUGUAGUAAGUGGGUUGUCUGUAUAAUUGUCAGUUUUUUGGCAUGAGCAUUUAUUACGCCAUGGUAACCAGUUAUCUUGAUAAGCAGUGUAUCUUCUUAACAUUAAUCAGUGUCGCGGGGAAGGCCGCACUACAGCUGCAAAAAAAGGAGACUGGGAGAAGAAAAAGAAAAAUGUGGAUUUAAUAAGCGUCGCCGCGUACCAUAACUCCAGUUGCUGUAUGCGAUUGCAUGUCUUGCAUGGGUUUCCCCGAAGCCCACAUUACUGUCAAUUUGUAACUUCUUUUUCUUGCAGCACAUGGUCUUCAUAAUGUUUUUUUUUACACUUUCUCCAUUGUAAGGAAGAGCAGGAUGAUUCAGAGAACAGUCAACAAGAGAAGCCUUUUCACUAAGAAGGCUGGCUUAGUAGGUUCACGGAAGGCACUGACAAAUUUGUGUCGAAGAGGGGACAAUUUGUAAUUGGGGCUGGGAUAAAGUUUGAAUCAAAGCGAACCAGGGAUGAAACGGCCUAGGUACGGGAGGGGAAAUGCAUGCGACAAAGAACAUGGCUGAAAUUGGAGUGUGUACCGGGCUGAAAGUUGGUUAACGGCAAGCAAUCUGUGUUGGCGAACAUGGCGCGUGUGUUGGGAGUCAACUUCGCCGAGAGUAGAAAAAAAGAAGCAUCUUGUGUGAGCAGGCGCCUCUGCGAUGCCCGGUGCGUCGGCAGUUGUGCGCCGUCAUGCUGGUCUCUGGAGAGGGAUGUAAUUCAUGUGUUGCCAGUUUUGUGAAUAAAACUGAUUUGUUUUCCUCA
Messenger RNA from Dermacentor albipictus, 10854 nucleotides. Its product is annotated as constitutive coactivator of PPAR-gamma-like protein 1 homolog. Lineage: Eukaryota; Metazoa; Arthropoda; Arachnida; Ixodida; Ixodidae. The record is from RefSeq and is a predicted model, not a curated record. Gene Ontology annotation, cellular component: nucleus.